Messenger RNA from Octodon degus (degu), 812 nucleotides. RefSeq names its product fatty acid binding protein 7 (gene Fabp7). The coding region runs from base 146 to 541 and encodes 131 amino acids. The transcript is spliced from 4 exons. Gene Ontology annotation, biological process: fatty acid transport. Gene Ontology annotation, cellular component: cytosol; nucleus. The record is from RefSeq and is a predicted model, not a curated record. NCBI's taxonomy places the organism in Eukaryota, Metazoa, Chordata, Mammalia, Rodentia, Octodontidae. Gene Ontology annotation, molecular function: fatty acid binding.
GCGAGCCUUGGCUUCCGGCCAGCGUCUUUUCCAAAUAAGAAGGCAGGGGCUGCCGCAGGGUGCACAGGGGUCCGGGGCGCCGCAGAGGCAGACUUGGGCUUCCUGGUCUCCUCUGCUCUCCAGGCUAGACGGGAGAAAGGCCAAGAUGGUGGAGGCUUUCUGUGCUGUCUGGAAGCUGACCGACAGUCAGAACUUCGACGAGUACAUGAAGGCCCUAGGUGUGGGCUUCGCCACGAGGCAGGUGGGCAACGUGACCAAGCCCACGGUGAUCAUCAGUCAGGAGGCGGGCAGGGUGGUGAUCAGGACCCAGUGCACGUUCAAGAACACGGAGAUCAGCUUCCAGCUGGGGGAGGAGUUCGAGAUCAGCGCGGACGACAGAAAGUGCAAGUCUGUUGUUAGCCUGGAUGGAGACAAACUCGUGCACAUACAGAAAUGGGACGGCAAGGAAACCAAGUUUGUGAGAGAAAUUAAGGAUGGCAAAAUGGUCAUGACUCUUACCUUUGGGGACGUGGUCUGUGUUCGCCACUAUGAGAAGGUGUAGAGCAGCUCCAGCUUGGCUGGGGAAGCGCUCGGAUUAUUCUGCCUGCUCAGCAGCAGCAGCGCUGCCCUCUGACACGAAGGUUACGCUUGUGGUAGAGGCAGAGGACGUCGACUGGGAAAUGUUACUCCAAACAACUAGCUCAAUUUUGACAUGCACGUUUAUCAUGUGUUGUGAUUUCUAUUACAACUUUGUCACAACUUUUUAAUAAAAAAGUGAGUACAUUUUAUAAUUUUCUUUGGAAUACAAAUAAAAAUCACUGGAAUAAAAAUCA